Molecule: messenger RNA, 2553 nt
Organism: Setaria italica (foxtail millet)
Lineage: Eukaryota; Viridiplantae; Streptophyta; Magnoliopsida; Poales; Poaceae
Exons: 10
Coding region: 344-1972 (542 amino acids)
Cellular component (GO): trans-Golgi network; cytoplasm; endosome
Source: RefSeq, a predicted model, not a curated record
UACCGCCGCCAGGCGCCAGGCACAGCCGCAAGCACCGCGCCGCCCUCGUCCACCCACGUCGGCCGCGCGGCCGCGCCGCGGCGCCGCCCCGCGCCCCCCGGCCCCCGCGGCGAGAUCCCGCCGCCCGCCGCCGCCAGACCCUUUCAGGCCUCCACCGGCAGGUCAACCCGCGGUCCCGCGCGGCGCGGCGGCCUCUCGACUCUCGGCGCUCGCGGCGCGCCGGCGCCGGCGCAGCCCCACCAGGCGACCGCACACCCCCUCGGGGCCUCGUCCGCUCCCCCCCCCCCCCCCCCCACCCCCCAACCAGGACUGCCUGCUGCCCCCUACCGCGAGGCAGUCAAAAAUGAAGAAGUCAAAAAAUAUUGAUCUGAAAUCAAUGUGGGAAAGGGCUACGAAGACACGCAGGGGUCUCGGCAGCGAGACGUCACUACGCCGGCACCGCGGACCGGCUUGGCUGUGGAUCGCCGUAGCGGUGCUGGUGACCGGCACCAUCUGGCUCUGGUCCUCCUCCUUCGUUGGCCUCCUCGGCACCUACAGGGUCCAGGAUUAUGUUGUAAAUGAAUUAUGGAGAACUGCAGAUUCAAAUGGUUGGAGAGCAUCUUCCGCACCACGCACCUAUUGGUCUCCCCCACCAAUUGAGUCUGAGAGCAAUGGGUACUUGCGUGUCCGGUGCAAUGGCGGUUUGACCCAACAACGUAGUGCGAUAUGUAAUGCUGUUGUUGUAGCACGAAUCAUGAAUGCUACACUAGUUCUGCCAGAGUUAGACACAAAUUCAUUCUGGCAUGAUAAGAGUGGUUUUGUAGAUAUAUAUGAUGUUCCCCACUUCAUCAACUCAUUGAAAUAUGAUGUUCGAAUUGUUAUGAGUGUUCCAAAAAUCACUGCACAGGGAAAGACCAAGAAGCUUAGAGCAUAUAAGAUUGACCCACCUAGAGAUGCACCGGUUACUUGGUACAGGACAACUGCUCUGGAGAAGAUAAGGAAGUACGGUGCGAUAUAUUUAACUCCAUUUUCACACCGUUUGGCUGAAGAAAUCGAUGAUCCAGAGCUACAGAGAUUGAGAUGCAGGGUGAAUUAUCACGCAUUACGAUUUAAGUCAAAUAUCAUGAAAACAAGCAGUGAUAUAGUGAAUAAGCUCCGUUCAGAAGGUCAUUUCAUGUCAAUCCAUCUUCGGUUUGAGCUGGAUAUGCUUGCUUAUGCUGGGUGCGUUGACAUAUUCACACCUAAAGAACGGGAAAUCCUUUUGAAGUAUCGUGCAGAUCAUUUUCCAGAAAAGUCACUUGUCUCCAAGGAAAGGAGGCUCAUUGGAAAGUGCCCUUUAACUCCAGAAGAGGUAGGUCUUAUUCUGCGUGCUAUGGGAUUUGAUAACACAACACGGAUUUACCUUGCUUCUGGCAAGCUCUUUGGUGGAGAACGCUUCAUGAAGAUAUUCAAAGAUAUGUUUCCACGUCUAGAAAACCAUAGUAUGGUCGGAAGUGGAAAGCUGGAAGAAACCCGAGGGCUAGCAGGCUCAGCAGUUGAUUACAUGGUCUGUCUCCUGUCGGACAUUUUUAUACCCACAUAUGACGGCCCGAGCAACUUUGCAAACAAUCUCAUGGGGCAUCGCCUGUACAAUGGUUUCCGAACCACAAUCACACCAAACAGGAAGGCCAUUGCUCCGAUAUUCAUGGACAGGGAGGAAGGGCGUGCAUCUGGAUUUGAGGAGAGGGUCAGGCAGGUCAUGUUCAACACCCAUUUUGGCGCCCCCCACAAGCGCAACCAUCCAGAGUCUUUCUACACAAACUCAUGGCCAGAGUGCUUCUGCCAGACGAAAGCUAGGAAUCAUGCUGACCAGUGCCCACCCGACAGUUUAAAUGAUGUCCUUGUAAGCCAGUUCCAGGAUAAAGAAGAUACAGAAGUGGAAGCUACUAAUCAAACUGACUCCACCAGCCAAACCGAAGAGUUGGCUGAUGGAACUGGUUUAGCUACGGUUUAGUGACUGAGAACAGAUUAUUCGUCACAGACUCACAGACCUGGGUAUGACAUUUUUGGAGGAAGGAUUGGUGGCUCCAGAUCUCUUAAGGCGAUUAUGUUCAACUCAAGAUUUAGUUGGGAGGGUGAGAACUGGAUUUUGGAUAGCUUUGGCCCGACCCCAAAUCGCCGCCCCUCUCCAUUCCUCUUUCUAUGCUCCUCUCUUCCCCACCGCCUAUUGCUGCGCCGCGCUGUCGUCGCUGACCUCGCCGCCGCCCUUCCUCUUCCAUCCUCCCCUCCCACGGAUGACUCCCAGCGUCGUUGUUGUCCUCGAGGAUCACCCCUGCAGUCGUUCCUGGCCUGCGACUAGGGCUCGGCCCUAACCCUAACCGAUGCCUUCCAUGCUCUCGUACGGCCACCGCAUGCUUAUUGUUGUCCAUGGUCGUGUCGUCGAUGGAGGCAGUGGGCACAGGAGCCUCGUCAUUGCAUCAGCCGUGGAGCUGGAAGAGGCCAGCGGGAUGCAUCCACCCAUCCAACACUCGAUUGAUUUUCAUGUGAGUCUGUGGAUUGGUUCCUUCGUCCCGUUUCUAAUUUGCUUGUUAGCCA